This is a messenger RNA of Trichoderma aggressivum f. europaeum, 951 nucleotides long. RefSeq lists its product as uncharacterized. The record is from RefSeq and is a predicted model, not a curated record. Bases 1 to 951 code for a protein of 316 amino acids. The transcript has a single exon. NCBI's taxonomy places the organism in Eukaryota, Fungi, Ascomycota, Sordariomycetes, Hypocreales, Hypocreaceae.
AUGACUCGAAGCAAAAUAAUCUUCAUUACCGGCGCGUCAGGCUAUAUCGGUUCCAAGAUCACCGAGCUGGCCAUUGCAGACGGCUUCAUCGUUCGAGGACUGUCUCGGUCCACAACAAACGACGACAAGCUUCGUGCCAUUGGUGCCGAGCCUGUACGCGGUUCCAUUGACUCCUAUGACGUGCUGACUGUCGAAAGUGCCAAGGCCGACAUUGUCAUGCAUUUAGUCGACACUUGGGGGGCGCACUUUAACGAGGACUAUUCCGCUGUCGUGCGAGACAAUAGCCUUGCUAUUGAUGCCAUCGUCAAAGGCAUUCAGGGCACAAUGAAACAGCUCAUCGUAGCAUCGGGCUCCGCGAUAGUCAAGCCAGAUCCGGAGCAUAAGGAGACUGAUGAGACGAGUCCACUCAAUAUCGACGGGAUCAAUCGCCGAUACGAGUGCGAGCAAUACGCCUUCGAUCAAGAAAGCAAAGGCGUUCGUAUUUAUUCGAUUCGCUUGGCACCUUAUGUUUAUGGCCACGGUGGCAGUGGUAUUGCGCUCUUUAUGCACCGGGCCCUGCAGAGGGGCACAAGCGUAUACGUUGGCGAUGGAUCGAGGCGAACCUCUACCGUCCACGUCAACGACGCGGCACGCCUAUUCCUGCUGGUCGCUAAACAAGUUCCCUCAAGCAGUAUAUACAACUGCACGUCCGACAACUACGUGACGGUGGGCGACUUGGCAAAGGCGAUGGCCGAGGCGCUUGGAAUUCCGGCCAAGUCCGUGACAGAAGAGGAAGCCAUUGCACAGCUGGGACACAUGUUCGGCAAAUUCAUCAGUCUUGAGAAUAUAGCAUCCAGUGCAAAAGCAGUGAGGGAGUUGGGCUGGAAGCCAGAGGAAGUUGGAGUACUUGAGGACAUAGCUGUUGGCUCCUACGUCGCUGUUGCUGAGAGCCUCAAGAGCGGUUCCUCGUAG